AGAUUGCGUCCAGGCUCAAGGACUUUGGGAAUCAGCGCUUCCGUUUUUGUCCGUGGAAUGAGACCCGGACGCAGAUCUCGUGCUGGCAGGAACCAUUCACCCGCUAGUGAGGGUGAUGAUGAGCAUGUUCCUCGUGGGUUGUUACGGACCGUGGAGCGGUUGUUUGAGCGUUUUGCAGCGGCUCUCCCCAAUCCUAGGACUGACUAUACUGUGGAGCGUGCCAGACGCCAUGGGGCGUAUACUUUCUCUAGUGCUCCUACGGAGUCCGUAGCAGGAGACUGGAUUACCCGCAUGGAGAGAGUAUUUGAGUCCUUGGGUUGUCCAGCUACUAGGAGGGUUCCUUUGGCUAUUGACCUCCUAGACGGGGAUGCAUGGCUUUGGUGGCAGGGUACCAGGAAUAUGGGUUUUGACCCAACUACCAUGACUUGGGAAGAGUUCAAAACGGAGUUCUCAAAUCGGUACUAUAAUCAGGCAUCCCAGCAUCGUCUCCGAUUUGAGUUCAUGCAGUUGAAGCAGACUGAAGAGAUGACCGUGUUACAGUAUGAGGAGCGUUUCAUUGCUUUAUCUCGGUUUGCCCCUGAGUUGGUGGCGACAGAAAAGUUGAAGGUUGAUCAGUUUAUCAAUGGUCUCCUACCUGUAUAUCGAGAUUGGUUGGCGCCUCACGAUUAUCCGACUUUUAAGUUAGCUGUGGAGGCUGCUAUGAGGUGUGAGGCUAGAUAUCUGGACGGUUCCCGACCUUUGGAGAUUGGCGGUCCCAGUCAGGGGCCAUCUAAGAGAAUUGCCUCUAGUUCGGGUUCUGCAUCGUCAUCAGGCAGUAGACCGAGCAGUUCAGAUUCUAGCUCUCGUCAGCGUUUCAGGGGACGCUUCAGGAGGCCUGGGCAGACAGGUAGGAGACAGUCCAGGGGUGGCACUGCUAGUUCGAGUGGAGGCUUUGGUAGACAGGCGAUUCCGAGAGACUAUCCCCAGUGUACUACUUGUGGUAGACACCAUGCAGGUCCGUGUCUGGCAGGUGUGGGGACUUGUUACCAGUGUGGCCAGUGGGGUCACUACAGGAGAGAAUGCCCUCAGUUGACCCAGGGAGUCUUCACUACUACUAGUCAGAGUAUGGGUCAGACCUCUGUGGGUGCUACUAGUUCGGGUUCUCAUGGCAGUUUGUCAGGCAGGAACAGCACUCAGCCGGGUCGUGGACAGAGAGGGCGUCCAGUGACCCAGGUCCGUCUUCAUGCUAUGACCCAGCAGGAGGGUCGAACUGCACCGAACGUCAUUAUGGAAGCUUAUGGGCCUUGGCAUUGCUUUGGUCUUCUCUUGAGUCGACAUCUCAAUUUCAGCCAUCUUCAUUCUUCAAGUAAAAGGUCAGAGACACGUACUGCAACAAAGGUCCAACAAUUACAAGAAACGAAAGCCCACAGAGGUAAAAGACUUCCGAAGGCAUGACAGGUACAAAGGGGCUACCAGACGUCUUCUUUU
Molecule: messenger RNA, 1467 nt
Organism: Rosa chinensis
Lineage: Eukaryota; Viridiplantae; Streptophyta; Magnoliopsida; Rosales; Rosaceae
Exons: 4
Coding region: 58-1434 (458 amino acids)
Molecular function (GO): zinc ion binding; nucleic acid binding
Source: RefSeq, a predicted model, not a curated record